This is a messenger RNA of Purpureocillium takamizusanense, 4277 nucleotides long. It is a transcript of the gene CNH1, whose product is annotated as Na+/H+ antiporter, variant 2. Gene Ontology annotation, molecular function: sodium:proton antiporter activity. Gene Ontology annotation, cellular component: plasma membrane. Gene Ontology annotation, biological process: sodium ion export across plasma membrane; regulation of membrane potential; intracellular potassium ion homeostasis. Bases 937 to 3429 code for a protein of 830 amino acids. The record is from RefSeq and is a predicted model, not a curated record. Lineage: Eukaryota; Fungi; Ascomycota; Sordariomycetes; Hypocreales; Ophiocordycipitaceae. The transcript has a single exon.
GCGCCGUUUUACUAGCCCAGGUCCCUACCACCUACGGCGUGCCACUGAAAGUGCGUGCAAGCCGCCACUAACCAGCGCCUCCGUCCGUCCGUCCGCCCGCCGCCGUCGCCGCUGCCCCCGUUCCAUUCAUUCGGCCGUCCGGGUCGGUGCUUGCUAGGCGUGCUCGUUAGCUUCCAAGUUGUUAGCGGACGCCGGGCGACGCGACCCAUGCCGCUAAUCGGGUGACGACAUUGUAUUUCGAUCCAAGGUCACUUGCUCCUUCCGAUCGUCGUACCCGAGACAAAAACUCUGUUUUGUCUCUGCAAACCCCCGUCCCACGCCCCAAUUCCCAUUGUAUCGCCCUCGUCAAAACAAACCCGGCCCCGGGGACCGCCCUGGCUAUUUUCUUUCGGUUUGAUCUGCUGCCUGCGUGUCUUGCAUUUUUCCAGACCUCAGCGCUGCAGGCCGACAGCGGCGGCAGCAGCAGGAGCAGCAGCGGUACAGCCACGGCGACCGCAGUUCUUCCUCCGUCCCCGCGCCGGCCUCAACGGUAUCCGGCAUUCGCCGUGAUAGCGCGACCGUUGUUGUCCGGGUCGUCCGUCGACAGUCCCGGUGUCGCCGAAGACUGCGAAUUCCAACCCGUCGAUACCUGCGCGCCGCAACUCUUCCCGACGCCCUCUUCGUCGUCUGUACCGACAAUACUCGACCUGCAUGUCUCCAGUCCGCGCCGCCCUCCGCCACGGCUCGAGAUCGAUUGACCGCCGCUGCGCGAGGCCGACCCCCGGGCCUGCAUCAGCCCCGGCUGCGCCCCGGCGCCGGACGCGCACGUCCUCCUGUCCCGACGAUCGCAUGUCGCAGAGAUAGCAUCCCGGCAUCACCCAACCUCUCAGCUGCCUCGGCAGGUAACACAAACAAACCCCCCCGGCCGCCUGCCUCCCGUGGCCACGGCAGCGCACCAUGGCGUGGUCUCACCUUGACAUUACCAAGCCGCACUUGGUCUACAUCAUCCUCGGCGGCUUCACCUCUCUCUUCAUGCUCUGCUCCUCCUUCAUCAAGGAGCGCAUGUACAUCGGUGAAGCCACCGUCGCGACGCUGUGCGGCGUCAUCUUCGGCCCCCAUGCCGCCAACCUCAUCAACCCAAACGAGUGGGGGAGCGUCGACAUCGUCACCGUCGAGUUCUCCCGCAUCGUUCUCGUCGUUCAGUGCUUCGCCGUCGGAGUCGAACUGCCCAAAUUCUACAUGGAGAAGCAUUGGCGCUCCGUCGUCUUCCUCCUCGUCCCCGUCAUGAUGUUCGGCUGGCUCAUCGUUAGCCUCUUCAUCUGGUGGAUGGUGCCCCAACUGAGCUGGCUCGAGUCCCUGGUCGUCGCCGCCUGCGUUACUGCCACUGACCCCGUCCUCGCCUCCUCCGUCGUCGGCAAGGGCAAGUUCGCUAAGCGCGUCCCCAAGCACUUGCGAGACCUGCUGUCUGCUGAGUCUGGCUGCAACGAUGGCAUGGCCUUUCCCUUCAUUUACCUGUCGCUGUAUCUCAUCCAGUACCAUGAGAGCGCCAAGGAUGUCAGCUUCCACUUCGUCGUCUAUGUCAUCCUCUACGAGUGCAUCUUCGGCGCCAUCUACGGCUUCAUCCUCGGCUACAUUGCCCGCCACGGCAUCAAGUUUGCCGAGCAGCGCGACUUGAUCGAUCGCGAAAGCUUUCUCGUCUUCUAUUUCGUCGUCGCCCUCUUCUGCGCCGGCUCGGGCAGCAUCCUCGGCUUGGACGACCUGCUUGUUGGUUUCGCCGCCGGCGUCGGCUUCUCCAACGAUGGCUGGUUCGGCGAGAAGACGGAGGAGUCCCACGUCUCCAACGUCAUCGACCUGCUUCUCAACUUGACCUACUUUGUCUACUUUGGCACCAUUAUUCCUUGGGAGCAGUACAACAAUGACGUCUUUGGGCUCAAGGCGUGGCGCCUCGUCGUCAUUGCCAUAUUCGUGCUUCUCUUCCGCCGCAUCCCCAUCAUGAUGGCUCUGAAACCAUUCAUACCCGACGUGAAAAACUGGCGCGAAGCACUUUUCGCGGGCCAUUUUGGCCCCAUUGGUGUCGGCGCCAUCUUUGUCGCCAUUCUAGCCCGUGCCGAGCUGGAACACGAAGAGCCAGUGCCACUGGCCGAGCUCCCCCCUCCAGGCGUCGAUCACUACUCGCUCAUCUACCUGGUCUGGCCGAUUGUCAGCUUCCUCGUCAUCUCGUCUAUUCUCAUCCACGGCUCUUCCAUCGCCGUAUUCACGCUGGGUAAGCGCAUCAACACCCUCACAUUGACCAUGUCAUACACGGCCGCCCCAGAUGAUGGCCCGUCAUGGAUGAACAGGCUGCCUCGCAUCUCGUCUCAGUCUCGGUCGCAGGCCAAGACCAUGUCGGAGGCCUCGUUCGACGAUCCCAAGGAGCCCGACUUUCCAGCCGGCACGCUCGCGCCACCCUCAAACUUUUUGCGUCGGCAGCGUGACGAGGACAACCCUAGCCGAGCGGGUAGCAGGGCUUCGUCCUUGGUUUCGAGGAGGCGCAAGCACAAGAAAUGGGACGAUGGAAUCGGACCCGGUGGCCCUGUUAGUCACUCUGCCAUCUUCCCCACCAGGCCGGCCGCCGCCACCGGUGACCUCGAGAAGGACCCGUCUCCCCCGGCUCGAGAGAACACCGACUCGACGACGCUCAACGGGGACACUCCCAAGGAAAAGGACGUCGAUAGAUCAGAGGAGGCAGAGGAGGUGCACGAAACAGAGAGGGAAUCUCGCCGGCCUCGCCGCUCCCCACAGCAUGUGGAAAUCUACGACGAAGGCGGCCAAAUGGUUUUCGAGAAUGAGGACGGAGAUGUGCUGGGUGUUGAGCGAACCGACGGCGAUGAUCAUGAGGAUGUGUCGCAUCCUGCAAACACGCUGAAACCCAACGCUGAACCAUCAAGCUGGUCAUUCAGCGGCCUGCGACGCAAGAUGAGCGAGGUGUACACCUCGGAACUUGAGAAGCGCAAGGACAAGGGCAAAGCUGACCGGCGACACGAGCCGGCUCGCGCCUACCAGUUCGGCAACAUGGUUUGGGCUCCCCGCGCCCCUGAGUGGACCGAAAUUGUACUGACUUGUCGCAGAUUAUUGUUGAGGAUGAGGAUGGUGAAGUCGUCAAGACGUACGAGCUCCCAUCCCAAAAGGCCGAGGGACAGGAAGGCGGCGCCCUCAUUGGAGCCAGCCUUAAGUACCUGGGUCUCGGCGCAAAGGGCCGUCAGGCAGAAAGGGACCCCGAGUCAGCAGCCGAGGAGGGCCAGGCCGGCACGAGCAGCGCGUCACCAAGUCGGCCGCCGACCAAGUCUGCCUGGUCAGGCUUCACCAGGAGUCGGCCUGAGCAAGCGCGGAGGAGGAGCGUGGCCCAGCAGCAGGAGGCCGACGACGACAAGAAGAUUCGGUUCACCAUUGGCGGCGUGGGCCAGCGCAUGACCAAGGAGGACUUCAUCAUGGAAGUGCAGAAGCUGGAUGCAGGCACGCGCAAGGAAGUUGUCGAUCAUUCCUCAGCAUCGACCGCUCUUAAGAGGCUCGCCAGGCAGGAUCCGCCCGUCAAGCCCGCUGGCCGGCCAUCCGGGCCCCCGAUCCCCGUGAUUCAUGAGCACGGCAGCCAAAGCAGCAACGGCGAGAGCAGUCGCACGGGCCGCGGACGCUCUGAGUCUCUGUCCCCCGGCCGUCGGCCAGCCCAACCGUCGAGCCGAUCGCCGCCAUCGUCUAGAGACGGGCAUGCGACGGAGCUGGAGGAGACGGCCGUCGAGCGUAAACGCAGGCUGGCCGUGCUGGCGAACCAGGCUGAGGCCGAAGACGAGGGCGAGCACGAAGCUGGGGAGACGGGUGAGACGCCGGCCGAGCGACGGCGACGGCAAGCCGCGCUGGGCAUGGCGCAUGGCGCGGCGGCCGACGCCAGCGACAGUGACGACGAGGGCACGGAGCGCGUGCCACCCGCUAGGAGAGGCAUUAGGUUCGCCGAGCCGCAGCGCAGCGUCAAGCAGCAUAAACAUCGCCACUGACGUGACUGGAGGAAGCUAAAGCCGGUUUGUGUUUGUCUUUUUCGUCUCUGCUGCAAGCAACGGCAGCGGCGAUAUGUGUACGAAACUACGAAGCAGGAUGCAUGCAUUGGAUGAAGUAGGGCUGCCCGUCCGUCCGCCCGUCCUGGACGCGGAGAGGGUGAGAGGUCUGUCCUCCGUCCCAAGGUCGCUGUUUUUAUUGCAUCGCGCGCACGCGCGCGUAGCGGGAUUCACGUCAUACAUAGAAUACCUAGCAUCUGAGAAGAAUGCAUCGAC